This is a messenger RNA of Castor canadensis (American beaver), 1115 nucleotides long. It is a transcript of the gene Fbp1, whose product is annotated as fructose-bisphosphatase 1. Gene Ontology annotation, cellular component: cytosol; cytoplasm. NCBI's taxonomy places the organism in Eukaryota, Metazoa, Chordata, Mammalia, Rodentia, Castoridae. Gene Ontology annotation, biological process: fructose 1,6-bisphosphate metabolic process; gluconeogenesis; fructose metabolic process. The record is from RefSeq and is a predicted model, not a curated record. Gene Ontology annotation, molecular function: fructose 1,6-bisphosphate 1-phosphatase activity.
UGCACCUGCCGCGCGCCCCACGCGCACCAGCCGCGCGCACCUGCCCCGCGCACCUGCCCCGCGCACCUGCCAGGCCCCAGCAUGGCGGACCAGGCGCCCUUCGACACGAAUAUCAGCACCCUGACCCGCUUCGUCAUGGAGGAGGGCAGGAGGGCUGGUGGCACCGGCGAGAUGACCCAGCUGCUCAACUCGCUCUGCACCGCGGUCAAGGCCAUCUCCUCGGCCGUGCGCAAGGCGGGCAUCGCGCAUCUUUAUGGCAUUGCUGGCUCCACCAACGUGACAGGUGACCAAGUUAAGAAGCUUGAUGUCCUCUCCAAUGACCUGGUUGUGAACAUGCUAAAGUCGUCCUUUGCCACCUGUGUGCUUGUGUCUGAAGAAGACAAACAUGCUAUCAUAGUAGAGCCUGAGAAGAGGGGUAAAUAUGUGGUCUGUUUUGAUCCUCUGGAUGGCUCUUCCAAUAUUGACUGCCUGGUGUCCAUCGGAACGAUUUUUGGUAUUUACAGAAAGAAAUCCACUGAGGAACCUUCUGAGAAGGAUGCUCUGCAGCCCGGCCGGAACCUGGUGGCUGCCGGCUACGCUCUCUAUGGCAGUGCCACCAUGUUGGUCCUCGCCAUGGAGAGUGGGGUCAACUGCUUUAUGCUGGACCCGGCCAUCGGAGAGUUCAUUUUGGUGGACAGGAACGUGAAGAUCAAAAAGAAAGGUAACAUCUACAGCCUUAACGAGGGCUACGCCAAGGACUUUGACCCUGCCAUCGCUGAGUACGUCCAGAGGAAAAAGUUCCCCCCAGAUAAUUCAUCUCCUUACGGUGCCCGGUAUGUAGGCUCCAUGGUGGCUGAUGUUCACCGUACUCUUGUCUAUGGGGGAAUCUUCUUGUACCCUGCUAACAAGAAAAGCCCUAACGGAAAGUUGAGACUGCUGUAUGAGUGCAACCCUAUGGCCUUUGUCAUGGAGAAGGCAGGGGGAUUGGCUACCACCGGGAAGGAGGCUAUAUUAGACAUCGUUCCCACGGACAUCCACCAGAGGGCGCCAGUCAUCUUGGGGUCCCCUGACGACGUGGGGGAGUUCCUGGAGAUAUAUAAGAAGCACUCCACCAAGUGAAGAGCUGGCCUUGACUG